Phoenix dactylifera (date palm) is the source of this 1982-nucleotide messenger RNA. RefSeq names its product carotenoid 9,10(9',10')-cleavage dioxygenase 1-like. Gene Ontology annotation, biological process: carotene catabolic process. NCBI's taxonomy places the organism in Eukaryota, Viridiplantae, Streptophyta, Magnoliopsida, Arecales, Arecaceae. The record is from RefSeq and is a predicted model, not a curated record. Gene Ontology annotation, molecular function: carotenoid dioxygenase activity. Gene Ontology annotation, cellular component: chloroplast stroma.
CUUGGCGUUUGGAAGGGAAUAGAGAGAGCUAGAGAGGUAAGACUCCACUUCCUGGAAUGAGCUCCAUCUGUCCUUAUCUCUGUCCGCAUGGGUCUGCCCGAAGGCCUCGCAUGGCCACCCAAAUUAGUCAUCUGACCACCUCCCUCCCUUCCUCUCUGAAGCCUUUCUUCAGAGAGCUGCAGCAGGCUCAUACGAGAAUCGAUGUGUGGAAGAACAUCAAGAACACCUCACGGAGGUUCCUCGAUGCACUUGUGGACUCCACAUUCCAAUUCAUCCAUCAGCCCAUACUCCCAUCUCAGAGCAACUUUGCACCAGUUGAUGAGAUUGGAGAUGCCGUGAGGAUCACCAGCAUUGAAGGGGAGAUUCCUGCUGAUUUCCCAGAGGGCGUAUAUAUUAGAAAUGGUUCUAAUCCACUGUUCGGCACGCUGCUGUCGACGGAGUCGCUGUUCGGGAGGUCGAGCAACAUCUGGGUGGAGGGGGAGGGCAUGCUCCAUGCCCUCUCCUUCGCCAAGGACGCCGCCGGCCGGUGGACCCUCUUCUAUAAUAACCGAUACGUCCAGUCCGACACCUUCAAGCUCGAGAAGGAGCGCAACAAGCCCUGCUUCCUCCCCGCCAUCGAAGGCGAUCCCCCCGCCAUCUUGGCCGCUUACGUUUUAAACCAGCUGAGGUUUGGCAAAGUAAACAAAUACAUCAGCAACACCAAUGUGUUCGAGCACGCAGGGAGAGUCUUCUCAGUUGCCGAGAAUCACAGACCGCAAGAGAUUGACGUAUAUAGUCUUGAGACAUAUGGUAACUGGGAUGUUGAUGGAGCUUGGGAUCGGCCAUUCACUUCCCAUCCAAAGAGAGCUCCAGGAUCUGGAGAGCUUGUCAUUUUUGGAGUUGAUGCGAAGAAACCUUUCCUUGUGCUUGGAGUUCUAUCAGCUGACGGGAAAAAACUAAUGCAUAAGGUUGACCUCAACCUGGAGAGGAGCACCCUUUGCCAUGACAUAGGAGUUACCAAAAUGUACAACAUAAUCCUCGACAUGCCACUUACUAUUGAUAUUAAUAGACUUGUCAGAGGUGGUCCGUUGAUCAAGUUUGAGAAGGAAAGUUAUGCAAGAAUUGGGGUGAUGCCCCGUUACGGAGAUGCAGAUUCAAUUAAAUGGUUUGAGGUGGAACCGUAUUGUACUUUCCACAUUAUCAAUUGCUUUGAAACUGGUGAUGAGGUGGUUGUGAUGGGUUGUCGAGCAUCUGAAUCAAUCAUCCCUGGCCCAGACCUGGGAGUUGAUAAAUUCCAGUGGUUUUCUAAAGGAUUCAAGCCCAUGACAAAAAGAGCAACAUGUCCUGACAAUAUCUUUGAAGAAGGAUUCUUCUUCUCGCGUUUGUAUGAAUGGAGACUAAACAUGAAAACAGGUGGUGUCACUGGGAGAUACCUAACAGGAACUGAUUUCUCAAUAGACUUCCCUUUGAUCAAUGACCAUUUCAUUGGGUUGUAUAACAAAUAUGCUUAUGCGCAAGUUGUGGAUUCUGCAGCAAGUUCUAUCUGUGCUCUGCCCAAGUAUGGAAGUCUGGCAAAGUUUAAUCUUGAAGAACAAGUUGAUGGCACUGCUGAGCUGGAGAAGCACUCUGAAGACCUGGUUACGGUAGAGCACCACCAGCUUGGCAGAAAUAAGUUCUGUUCAGGAGCAGCAUUUGUCUCAAAACAAGGUGAUUGUGAUGAAGAUGAUGGUUGGAUAGUUUCUUUUGUGCACAAUGAAGAUACAAAUGCAUCUCAGGUCUACAUAAUUGACACUAAAAGUUUUGACAGUGACCCUGUUGUCAAAAUAACUUUGCCACAAAGAGUGCCUUAUGGAUUUCAUGGAACUUUCAUAUCCAAAUCAACUCAAUGUCGAUACAAAUAUGUACAGUAAAGGCUGUUUUGUUGUUGAUGAUAAUUCAAAUUUGUGAUUGUAGAGUUAGAACAAAGUGAAACCACAAUUCUGAACAAAGUGAUUUCUUCAGUA